Symbiodinium necroappetens is the source of this 1602-nucleotide messenger RNA. The record is from the annotation of a GenBank genome assembly. NCBI's taxonomy places the organism in Eukaryota, Dinophyceae, Suessiales, Symbiodiniaceae.
AUGCUGCACGUGUGGUUGUCCUCUGGAGCCGAGUUGACUUUCCCCGUGGACGAGGUAUCUGAUGUGAAGAGCUUGAAGAUGCGCCUUUGCCCGGUCUGUGGGACGAGCCGCUUCAGGCAGCGACUUCUGCAUGCCGGCUCGGACUUGCCUGAUGGUUUUGUCAUCGACCACCCGAUGGACUUCAACCUUGUCCUGCUGCCUUUUGCCGAGUCCACACAAGCGCAGAUGGAUGAGUUGGCUCAGGCAGCUCGCGCUGGCCACCAGGCUGACGUCGAGAGGAUGCUUCAGCGCCCGCAAGAUCCGAAUCGCCUUGGGGUCAUCGAUGCCGUAGAGUUGGAAGCACCUUUGGUCUUGGCAACACUGGAAGGCCACAGAGAGGUGGUCUCCCUAUUGUUGGAAGCCGAAGCUGAUCCGAACUUCUACGAAGAUGUUGAUGGAUUGCGAGGUCCAUCUCUUAACGUUGCUUGCAGUGGACGGUCCGCGGAUGUCAUUCACUUGCUGCUCGAAGCAGGGGCAGACACGGAUCACCUGUGCACAGUGUUUGGAACCCCAGGGGAGACAGCUCUAGGCUGUGCUUGUGAAGUUGGGCAUCUUGAAUCCAUUCGUGCGCUGGUGGAUGCCGGGGCUGACAAGAACUUGCCUCACAACGGAGGCCCUCCCCUGUGCAUCGCCACUGAAUUUCGCCACCUGCAGGCUGUUCGUUACUUGCUGGACUCCGGGGCUCUCCAAGACUUGCCUGACGAGUGUGGCCUGACUUCACUUCUGUGGGCGUCUUCCAAGGGGCAUUUGGAGAUAGUUACUUUACUUAUAGAGUCUGGGGCCGACAAGAAUGUGGCGAACCCCAUCGACAUCACUGCUCUAGUCUGCGCUUCGUGCCGUGGACAUGUUGAAAUUGUCCGGUUGUUGCUGGCUGCGGAUCCGGGCCGUGACUUCGUUGGAAAUGUAGGAGAGUUGGGUACCGCGCUCAUAGCCGCUUCGAAUCAGGGACAUGUGCAGACUGUGCACCUCUUAUUGGAGGCCCAGGCUGACGAGGAGCUGCUGUGCAAGCUCGUUCCCACUGCCCUUUUCUGUGCCACAUGUUGGGGUUAUGGGAGGACCGUGCGGGUGUUGUUAGAUUUUCUGGCUGACAGGGGCUGGGCGUGCGAUUGCGGCUUGGCCUUGACUUUUGCGGUCGACAAUGGCCAGAUUCGUAUAGCACGCCUGCUGCAGCAGGCUCAGCGAGCUACUGGGAGGUGGGCUCAGCUUGCCAACGGGACAGCAGUAUCUCUCAUGAACUCAGCCAGACGUGGCAACCGCGGGAUGGUUCAAAUGCUUGUGGACGCAGGGGCCAGUGACAGUAUCGCCGACCACGCACGCUUGACAAUUCUGGCGAGCGCAUCCCACACAGGCGACAUGGAAGUCAUGAGUCUGCUGCUACAGACGCUGGGCAACACGGGCCUAGCUGGCAGCGUGAGCCCCACCGCGUUGGCCUUCGUUUGCGCUGUUCACUCGGACCACUUGGUAACUGCAGAUAGGUUGUUUCAUGCCGUGGCUUCCGACAAGAACUUCCCCGCGGAAGAGAACAUCUCAAACUUGAUUUCGUUGGUUGGAGGCAGACUUUGA